Conger conger (European conger) is the source of this 5293-nucleotide messenger RNA. Its product is annotated as ras-related protein Rab-39B-like. Gene Ontology annotation, biological process: Rab protein signal transduction. The transcript is spliced from 3 exons. The coding region runs from base 320 to 961 and encodes 213 amino acids. Gene Ontology annotation, cellular component: Golgi membrane. The record is from RefSeq and is a predicted model, not a curated record. NCBI's taxonomy places the organism in Eukaryota, Metazoa, Chordata, Actinopteri, Anguilliformes, Congridae. Gene Ontology annotation, molecular function: GTPase activity; GTP binding.
ACCACGUAGGCUAUAUUUUAUCUCCUAGACAUAAUCUGCAACAAUCAUUUAGCCUAUUAGGACUAGGAUUUGUAUCUAAAUAUACCAGGAUGUACAGGCAAAACGGUAGGAUUUGUGCUUUCCAGUCUUCGCAAUAAAGAAUAGUAGUACGCUAUCAGUAGCAAUUUCCAUUGAAAUGGUAUUUGAAUGAUAGUGCAUCGGCUACUUGUGCGGGAAUCACUAGAUCCGUGUGCAUUUUCGUGGGAAAAGAUUCUUCAGAACAAUGGUAUUUGUGGUUUCCAAGCUCUGAGAGGCUUAUUCAAAAACGACACCGGGAGGCAUGGAAGCGAUAUGGCUGUACCAGUUCCGAUUGAUCGUUAUUGGCGACUCGACAGUGGGGAAAUCAUGCUUGAUCCGGCGAUUCACAGAGGGACGCUUUGCACAGGUGUCUGACCCCACAGUGGGGGUUGAUUUCUUUUCGCGCCUGGUGGAAAUAGAGCCCGGAAAGCGAAUCAAACUUCAGAUCUGGGACACUGCUGGGCAGGAGCGCUUCAGGUCUAUCACCAGAGCCUAUUACCGUAAUUCAGUGGGCGGGCUGCUGCUGUUCGACAUCACUAACCGCCGCUCCUUCCAGAACGUUCACGAGUGGCUGGAGGAGGCGCGUAGCCACGUGCAGCCGCACAGCAUCGUCUUCCUGUUGGUGGGCCACAAGUGCGACCUGGAGGCCCAGCGGCAGGUCAGCCAGCAGGAAGCAGAGAAGCUGGCGGGGGCCUACGGCAUGCGUUACGUGGAGACUUCGGCCCGAGACGCCAUCAACGUGGAAAAGGCCUUUACGGACCUGACGCGGGACAUCUUUGAGUUGGUCAAGUCCGGUGAAAUCACCAUCCAAGAGGGCUGGGAGGGGGUGAAGAGCGGCUUCAUCCCCAAUGUGGUGCACUCCUCGGAGGAGGUCACCAAGAGUGACCGCCGGUGCCUCUGCUGAGUCGCCCAGUGAAACUGUUGACCUACCCUAUGUCUCCAGCCCUCUACCUCACCCUACCUCAUUUCCCUUCACUUGCCCAAAUCCCAGCCCUGUUUGCUGCUGCCCUGCCUCUGCCAGUCCUCCUGGGUCCCAGUUUAGCCAUGACCACCCUUGUCUCCAGUCCAUUGGACUUCUCUUGUCAACCUUCUCUGUCCAUAUCAUUCGGAGGAGUUGAAGAAUUUGUUACCUAAUCCUCUCACGUCUCAUCUCAGUUUUCCCCUUCCUUGAUUGUAUCCCUAUACUCCAUUCAAGCCUGCAUCUAUAAAUCAUAAAUGCGAGAGUUCACCCGGACAGAAACUGGUCUGGAUCAGUUCUUUGAAUUCUUUUGUGUAUAGAUUUGCAGGGAAAUGCAUCAUAUGGAUACUGACAAAACACAAUUGGUAGCGUAACCUUUUCUUGUAAGGUACAAUUAUAUCCACAAACCAGGAAAAUGCACAGUAUGAAAUCAAGUGAACUGCUUCUCCUCAUGACCACCCUGAUAGGGAAGACAGGAAGAAGAAUGCACUGUGAAAAUGUAUUACUCACACAUAUAGGACAUCUCAAACUGAUUUGAGGCAUUUAUCUAUAUUAGUGAUAUAAAGGUAAUGAGCUUUAUCAGCACUAAUAUAAAAGAGCAGGUGGGAUGGUAUCAUAAAGCAUUGCCUUCCUGACAAAUCACUGGAGACAUUCUUUUUUUCUGAGAAUGUGUUGAAAAUUUCCAUAUUUUUGAAGUUUUUAAAUGUUUUUUAACAUUUAAAGUGUAUGUGCCAUUUAUUUUUUGGAUGGUUUCUUUUCAUCUCAUCUCAAUAUUACCACCCUGUGCUACAGAGAUGCAAUGACGUACCUUUAAAGUAGAAACUCUUAUGUUAUGUUGUGUUGCUUGCUAAGGGAACACCUUUUGAAGUCACAUAUACCUAAACUAAUUUAUUUUACUUAAUUAAUCUUAUUCUUUAGUGGCACAUCUCUGCUCGGAAUUGUCUAUGACCUGUACCUCAGCGUAUCUGCUUUGCACAUGUUCCUGUGCCUAAUCCACUUAUUUACAGAUCAGAAAUGUAUUGCUUCCAGCUUUUGAAUGCUCAGCAGCCCAAUCCGAUCUUAGAUUUUUCAGAUCCCCUUGCAGUAUUACAAGGGUUUUUACUUUUCUUGAAAAUGACUUUCAGCCAUUAGGAAAUUGGCCAUGUCCGUAACAGCUUUCUAACUACUGUGUCCACAAAAUAUGUACUGUCUACAUAGUUAUAGUAGCAUGCAACAUGCUUCUGAAUUGUGUCUUAAUAAUAUACUUAUUUCAGGAAGUAAACCACAGAAGGUCACACAGAGAGGAGGAGCCAAUGCCAUCUUCGGGUCGAAUCACAGUCCAAUAAAUCAUAGAGGAAGAAGCAGGGACUUUUUAUUACUAGCGUGAGCGUUUUGCAACAUUUCUUUUGCCAUACCUUUGGAAAAUAGCUUGGGGAAUAUGUCACACAGUCUGCAGAAUAUUUAGUAGACUACAUAUUUUGAGGACACCGUAGUUUUGGGGACGACCACACUCAGCGGAACCCUGGAAAUAUGUCUCCCAUCAAUACUACAUUUAGAGAAACCUUUUGCCGACUUAACAACUUUCUUAUCCAGUGUACUCAAUUCAUGUAUGCAAUAGUAAACAAGUAAGCUGUUCCGGACACAGCCGUGGCCUCAGAAAGCAACUGAGUGUUUAGGACAGUAGUCUCAAAUCCAUCUGGUUCUGGAGAUCCUCCACUUAAAUUGUGUCCCGUAUGGACCUAAAUCAUCUCUGUAGCCAUGAAACCUGUUAACCACUGACAAUUAAACCUGUUACCUGUUUAUGAGAAUGUCGUGGUUGAUAUUUCAGUGGUGUUAUUUGAUUUUAUAAAUAAUGUGUUGCUUUUCUGUUUGCAUGCAAUGGAUUUUCUGUCAGGUUUAAAUGUGUGACAAGCAGUGGGCUUGAAAUAUUGGGAGGCUAAAAUGUAUAUUUAAAUGGGUAAUUGUCUUAAAAUGGUUUUGGAUGGUUUUCAUUUAACUGCAAUCGAAAUAAGCACCACCUAUUAGCAGUUCACUACAGUUUCCUACAGUUUCUUACUUCUAAUCAACAUUAAUUGAUUUAAACUAUUUGCUUAAAAGGAACACCCUGUAAUGCAGUAGUAACCAACUGUGUUCCUGGCAAUUAUUAUCAUCCUGUGAUUUUUAAUUUCAACUUUAAAUUGGCACACCUGACUACUAAUUAGCAGCUCAAUGGCAAUACUGAAUGAUGUGCGGUUGGUUCGGGUCUAUUAUCCUGUUGAAAACCAGCAGGAUAGUAGAUCUUGAGGAAUAGGGUUGGUUACCACUGCUGUAAAAUUAUGUUUUUUUUUAUACGUUGAGAAAUGCAUCUCAAGCGUUUAGCAAAUUUAGCUUGAUAGCAAUGUCUCAUGAAAACAAUAUAAUUUAAGAAGUUAAAUGAUGUGGCUGUAACUACACAUACAGCCUCUGAAUGACUACUUUUGGUGACUGGCAUUUAUUGGAUCUUCAUCAUUCAUAGAUUUUUUUUUUUUUUAUGUGGCCUUGUGGAUCAUUUUUGAUGGACUAAUAAUUUUAUGGACUAAUCAAAAUAUACAGUGGGCUCCAGAAUUAUUGGCUCCCCUUACUGGCAAUGCACAAAAAAUACUUUAAAAAGAAACAAUAUAAUUAUAACUAAAAAAUGCCAACCUGUGAAAAAUACUGUACUUUAUUACUGUUUCAAUGGAACCAACCAAAAUUAAACAGUUAUUUAAUAAAAAAUAGAUUUCACCAAACUCAAGGUUCCAUAAUUAUUACCUCUGUUUUAGUGCUUGGGGCAUCUACCUCUGGCAAGGAUUACAGCAUGGAGUCUUUUCCUGUAUAAUGCUUGACCAGGUUAAGGAACACGUUUGGAGGGAUUUUGGACCAUUCCUCUAUGCAGAUCCAUGCAAGAUCCUUAAUAUUUUUGGGAUUGCGCUUAUCAACCACCCUCUUCAGUUCAGCCUGCAGGUUUUUGAUUGGAUUGAGAUCCAGAGCCUGAGAUGGCCAUUGCAGAACAUUGCUUUUUUUUGUCACAGAACCAUUUCUGUGUGGAUUUUGAGGUAUGCUUUGGGUCAUUGUUUUGCUUUCAUUGUCCCACUUUUGACAAUUUUCCACUUCUUGGCCAUCAUCUGUCAGUGGACAGGGUAGCAUGCUUGGUAAUUGAGCACUCCUGAGAUUAAUUAAGCAACAAGUACAACUUCCUAAAGGACCUGCUUGAGUGCCCCAAUGUGGUUUGGAUGAAAAUCUGGAAUUAAGAGUUGAGUACAGACAGGAUUGCUGUCAAUUAAGACAAUUAUGACUAGUAGUUUGAAUGCAACCUUCCAGCUAAUGCUUAAUAUUUUUAUUCUGACUAAAACUAAGCUUAAACUACUUUUAAAGGCCAGUCCUCAUCCCUCACCCCAAGUCUGGUGAUAAAUAUCCCAAUUAACAUUUUAGUGAAAUUCAUACCUUUCAUAUCAUUUGCAAACCUCCCAUGGACAACAAUGGGUUAAACUACUGGAACUUCCCUGCUAAAAGUAUUUGAAAUUACCUCAUAAAAUUUUAAAAUCCUUAAAAUCAGCACUUGUUUCAAAUAUAUUUUAUAAAACAUGGCCUUGCGGAUCAAAUAAAUCUACAAUACAAUAUUUCAGAAUAAAAAUGAUAUGUACAUGUAUUCCUCAUAAAUAAUGUAAAUAAAUGUAAACUUUUUUGAAUAGCCAUGAAAUAUUUGAAAUGAUUCCUUGAUCCUGGUUCCAUCUGACAUCUAGCCUCAACACAACUCGAGGUCUGAAUGAAAUAAACUGCCUUUUUCUGUUCUUUCGCCCAAAUGCAGUAUCACUGAGCCUGGUUAGCACCAUCUCGCUCCGUUGUACAGCACUGUUGAAAUGUGAAUAUACUUCCUAUAACACCUCCCCUUGGAUAAAGACAUUUUAAAAGACCAUUUGUGAACAUUGGCUUCUUGGCAAUUCCUUUGCAUUAUCCCUCUAUUGUAUUUUCUAUGCCAGUCUCUGCAAGUGGUACUGUAAGUGCUGAAAUAUGAACCUUCAUUCUCAGAGCUGUACAGUGUCAUGUAGCUGUAUGGGUAUCAGAACCUCUCUAGCAAAAUGUACUAAAUGUACUAAAAUGUAAAUGUGAUCUGUAAACAUAUCUGCUUUCUCUUGUUAAAACAAUGAACAAGUAUUUGUUUUUAUUGUAGAGAAUCUGUGUUUUCUUUUUCAAUGAAACCCUUGCCCAGAUGUCUGAAAACCUGGUCUUGGAGAGCCAUUGGGUCAGGUUUAUGUGGUUACCCAGUGUUUAGUUGAUAAAUUAAAACAAUUGUUUAGUUAA